Molecule: messenger RNA, 714 nt
Organism: Necator americanus (New World hookworm)
Lineage: Eukaryota; Metazoa; Nematoda; Chromadorea; Rhabditida; Ancylostomatidae
Exons: 7
Coding region: 1-714 (237 amino acids)
Cellular component (GO): cytoplasm
Molecular function (GO): protein binding
Source: RefSeq, a predicted model, not a curated record
AUGCGACCGCCACGCAGACGGUACCGGAGAGAGAAUGCAAAUAGCGGAGGUCAGCUGGGAGGCAGACACGACAUAGCGAGGCAAGGACGUGACGCAGUCGACGAGGCCAUCGCAAGACAGAUUUCGAAUUCUUCACUAAUUCUGCUGAGAGACAAGCAAACUAAGCACAGCAAUAUUCGCUCCGCCAUUCCACCAAAUUUUCGACCGGAUUAUACAGUACGCCCGGAACAAGAGCUCUGUGGCGAAAUUUCGAAUUCCUAUGUCACCGUUCGAUAUAUUCACAUCUUCGGCAGCGCUAUACAAUACAGUAACUUGCAGAUUCAACGCCAAACGAGGGUGAUGAACCGAAAACUACAAUCGGAGUAUCCGCUUCAUCGUUCGGUUUACAUCGAUGACGUUGAAGAACUCAAAAGACUUCUUUGUGAUGAUCGCGUCGAGCUGGAAAAACUGGAUUGCCGUGGGAGAACACCUUUAAUGCUUGCGGUGACGUUAGGACAUAAGGAAUGUGCUUCUGAACUUUUGAAACGAGGUGCUGAUGCAGACGCUCAAAAUAAAGGAAUGUGGUCGGUUAGCCAUGAAGCGAUAUCUUAUGGCGACCCUGAGUUGGUGAAAACCGUUAUCACGUAUCGUGAUCAUCAAAGAAGCGUGAGAGGAGCCCAUAGUAUGAAAAAUUGCCUGAAAACUUUAGAGGUCUGUGCGCUUCCUUUGACUUAG